This is a messenger RNA of Salvia miltiorrhiza (redroot sage), 2293 nucleotides long. Its product is annotated as polyamine oxidase 2-like. The transcript is spliced from 10 exons. The record is from RefSeq and is a predicted model, not a curated record. Gene Ontology annotation, biological process: polyamine catabolic process. Bases 495 to 1970 code for a protein of 491 amino acids. Gene Ontology annotation, molecular function: polyamine oxidase activity. Lineage: Eukaryota; Viridiplantae; Streptophyta; Magnoliopsida; Lamiales; Lamiaceae. Gene Ontology annotation, cellular component: peroxisome.
CAACACUCUAUAAAUAAUCAAUCACACCUUCCCUCACAUCCCUCUCUCAAGAAACACAAAACCCACUUCAAUUCGCUUUCAAUUUCAGAUUUUUCCCGCACCCCUUCUCCGUUUUCUGGAAAAUAUCGACGAAUUUAUUGCGGAUCGGCGCAGUGAUUGUGGAAGUGGGAUUGGCACUCUCAUAGUUGCAGAAUUCAAAUCUCGAUUGAGUUUGUUUUCGAUUUUGUCUCCGAUUUUUGGGGGUUUUGAUCGUUCGCUAGAUUUGGGAAGACGCAUGAGCGGGUUGGUCAAGCUGGGUAUUUCGUCGAAUUCCAACCAUUUUAUCACUGCAAUUCUCCUUUUCUCCAAAACCAUUUUCUUACUGUUUUUAUUGCUAUUAAGAUUAUCCAAGCUAUUAUUGAGCUUAAGGUCGAUCGAUUUUUCGAAUAAUUUUAGUAGCAAUAGUAAAUUUUGUUCCCGCUGUACCGAUCGCGACCUCCAUUCUUUGCUGAAUUAUGGAUUCGAGCGACAGCAAGUGUAAUCGCCAAUUGCGACCCAAUCUUUGUGAUUCAAGUUUGGGGAGGAAAUCGACUUCCACUCCAUCAGUUAUCGUCAUAGGUGCUGGUUUUGCCGGCAUUACAGCUGCUCGGACUCUUCAUGAUGCCUCGUUUCAGGUUACCUUAUUGGAGUCACGGAAUAGAAUUGGUGGCCGUGUUCAUACUAAUUAUUCAUUUGGUUUCCCUAUUGACUUGGGUGCAUCAUGGUUACAUGGUGUUGGCAAUGAGAACCCACUAGCUUCGCUCAUUGGAAGAUUGGGGUUGCCACUUUAUCGGACAAGUGGGGACAACUCAGUUUUAUACGACCAUGAUUUAGAAAGUUAUGCCCUUUAUGACAUGGAUGGCAAUCAAGUUCCUCAAGAUUUAGUCUCAAAGGUUGGCGAAACAUUCGAGGCCAUCUUGAAAGAGACUGAUAUUGUUAGACAGGAAUUCAGAGAGGACAUGUCUAUUCAACGUGCUAUCUCAAUUGUUUUUGAGAGGAGGCCGGAUUUGAGGUUGGAAGGACUCGAUCAUAAGGUGUUACAGUGGUACCUCUGCAGAAUGGAAGGCUGGUUUGCUGCAGAUGCUGAUACUAUUUCACUUAGAGGCUGGGAUCAGGAAGAGUUGCUCCCUGGUGGGCAUGGGCUCAUGGUCCGGGGUUAUCUUCCUGUUUUAAACACUCUUGCAAAAGGUCUUGACAUCCGCUUGGGCCACAGAGUGACAAAAGUAGUCAGAGGUCACACCGGAGUAAAAGUCACAGUAGAAGACGGAAGAGUGCUUCUCGCAGAUGCUGCUAUUAUUUCCGUUCCUCUUGGUGUUCUGAAAUCUAACAGCAUCCAGUUUGAGCCGAGAUUACCUGACUGGAAGGAAGAAGCGAUUAAGGACAUUGGAGUCGGGGUCGAGAACAAGAUAGUUUUGCACUUUGACAAGGUAUUUUGGCCCAACGUAGAGUUCUUGGGGAUUGUUGCUGAAACUUCUUACGUCUGCAGUUACUUUCUCAAUCUGCACAAGGCCACAGGCCACCGGGUCCUGGUCUACAUGCCUUCUGGGCAACUGGCCCGUGACAUUGAGAAAAUGCCCGACGAGGCUGCUGCUAAGUUUGCUUUCACACAACUUCAACGGAUGCUUCCAAAUGCUUCUGAACCGAUCCAGUACCUCGUUUCCCAUUGGGGCACGGACGCGAACUCAUUGGGUUCCUACAGCUACGAUACAGUAGGCAAAUCCCAUGAUCUGUACGAGAGGCUGAGGGUCCCCGUCGACAACCUGUUCUUUGCUGGUGAAGCGACCAGCAUAGAUUAUCCAGGAUCCGUCCACGGUGCAUACUCGACUGGAUUAAUGGCUGCUGAGGACUGCAGGAUGCGCGUCUUGGAGCGCCAUGGAGAGUUGGAUCUCUUCCAGUCUGUGAUGGGCGAGGACGUUCCGGUUUCAGUGCCCCUGCUGAUCUCGCGCCUUUGAUCUCUACGCGUCUGCUUCUGCGAAACGCCCGACGUUUGGCUGGCAUGAGGUACUGAUUGCUCUGUGAGAAACUGAGGUCGCCUCGUUCGAAUGAUCAGAGUAUCAGUUGAUGAACUCUUCAGCCAGUAGAAAUCAAUCUAGAAAUAUGGAUAAAUAUGAAUUCUUGAUUAAGACUUUGAGUUCCUAUAUAUAGGAAUGAUUAAUUAUGUAGCAAACUUGAUAUAGUAUGAUAGUGUGGAACACUCAUGGUUGUGCUAGUAUUUGCUAAUUGAUAGGUUGUGGACUCUUUGCAUCUUUAAAUAUAUUGAAUUUUAAAUAAUAAA